Messenger RNA from Astyanax mexicanus (Mexican tetra), 2103 nucleotides. RefSeq names its product meprin A subunit alpha. The transcript has 13 exons. Bases 100 to 1914 code for a protein of 604 amino acids. Gene Ontology annotation, molecular function: metalloendopeptidase activity; protein binding; zinc ion binding. NCBI's taxonomy places the organism in Eukaryota, Metazoa, Chordata, Actinopteri, Characiformes, Acestrorhamphidae. Gene Ontology annotation, cellular component: membrane. The record is from RefSeq and is a predicted model, not a curated record. Gene Ontology annotation, biological process: proteolysis.
CAAAGUCCCACACAUUAAUAAAGGGGCAGCCUAUUUAAACCUAAGCAACUUCUCCCUCCACUAAUAUUAUCUGAGUCCUGGUCUUGAUUCUGCCUCAAAAUGCAGCUUCUUGGGCUUCUGUGCUGCAUGGUUCUCUUCACUCUCUCUUCGACUUUUACAAUUGGACGAUUCUCCAGAGAGACCUCUCAUGCUAUUGAUGGUGAGAAGGUCAUGCGAUGGGACAUCCCCUUCAUCAAUAAAGAUGUGAAGACACCUCUGGUUGGUGGUGACAUGGCUUUGCCUCCUGGGCGUAAUGCUCUGAUAGAUAAAGCAUACAGAUGGCAAUUCCCCAUUCCUUACAUCUUAGAUAACAGUCUUGAUCUGAACGCCAAGGGCGUCAUCUUCCAGGCCUUUGAGACCUAUCGCCUAAAGUCAUGUGUGGAUUUUAAACCUUAUGAGGGAGAGAAGAGCUUCAUCAGAUUUGAAAAAUUAGAUGGAUGCUGGUCAAUGGUUGGAGAUCUUAAAGAAGGGCAGCGUCUGUCUCUUGGUGAAAACUGUGACUACAAAGGCACCAUAAUGCACGAGAUUCUUCAUGCACUGGGUUUCUAUCAUGAGCAGUCUCGCACUGACAGAGAUAACUACGUCAACAUUUGGUGGAAUCAGAUAAUUCCUGGUAUGGAGCACAACUUUAAUAAAUAUGACGACUCUUUCAUAACUGAUCAGAACACCCCCUACGAUUAUGAGUCCAUCAUGCACUAUGGACCAUAUUCUUUUAAUGUAGACCCUCGCUACCCCACCAUCACAGCCAAGGACCCUGAACUCACUCAUGUACUCGGCCAAUACAAUGACUUCAGCUCUCUGGAUUUGCUGAGACUGAAUCGGAUGUACAACUGCAGUGCUCCUCUCACUUUGCUGGAUCAGUGUUCCUUUGAGACACUAGGGAUUUGUGGAAUGGUCCCGAGGAAUCAGGAGAAUGGAGUCCAGUGGGUGCACUCACGGAGCUCCUCUCAGUCACCUGACCAUACUCUGGUUGGUCAGUGCAGAGAUGCAGGACAUUACAUGUUCUUCAGCACAAACUCUGGGAAAGCUGGUGAUUCCGCCUUCCUAGAGUCAAGAACUCUCUACCCUAAACGGAAGCUGCAGUGCCUGCAGUUAUUCUACAAAAUGACUGGAAGUCCAAAAGAUAAACUGGUCAUCUGGACAAAACAAAUAGAAUCCGAUGGUACACCUACUGGCAAGGCUAUAGCAACGCUGAAUGGUGAUGGCGAUCAUUCGUGGAAGAUUGCUCAUGUGCCGUUAAGCAUGAAUGGAAAGUCAUUCUAUGCAUUCCAGGGCAUUAGCGGGGACCCAUCCCAUUCAUCAGGUGGAAUCCUGCUGGACGACGUUACCUUGGCAGAAACUCGGUGUCCCAGUGCCACCUGGAGAAUACCGAACUUCAGCUCCUACCUGGCUAGCUAUGCUGUUGGCGAGUAUAUCCAGAGCCCACGCUUCUACAGUCCUGAAGGUUACGGGUUUGGCCUGCAGCUUCUCCCCAACUCCUAUGUGAAUGGCUAUAUUGGAGCCUUCUUCCAUCUGACCAGUGGUGAGAAUGACAAGACAAUGAAUUGGCCAGCUGGAAACAGGCAGGUUACCCUGACAGUGCUGGACCAGGAUCCUGACGUCACACAGCGACAGUCCUUCUCCUACAGUUUCACAACAAAUGGCAAACAGCUCAUACCAGGUACUGACCGCCUGUACUGGGAUGACCCCUCUAAGGUGGGCACAUAUGACCCAUCCUGUGACUGCUAUCGUGGCUGGACCUGGGGUUACAAUGCAUUCUUCUCUCACUUUGACCUUCACCGCAGGAGCUACUUGAAAAAUGAUGACCUGAUUCUCUUUAUUGAGUUCGAAGAUUUAACCCCACUGAUCAACCAACCAGCAUCUAAUGACAUUUAGGAAACUAAGUGUCUGCCAUUAUGAAAGAUGCUCUAUGUGUGCUAAUGCUGUAUGCUUACUUUUAUGAAUUUGUGCUUAAUGGUGUUUCAUUGUAUUUUACAUGAAGUUACUGUUCUUCACAUAAACUAUACACGAUAAAUCAUGUGAAUUAAAUGUUUGCAUAAAUAAAGCUACAUUUUAAGCAUACUA